This is a messenger RNA of Cyprinodon tularosa, 1316 nucleotides long. Its product is annotated as drebrin-like protein. The coding region runs from base 25 to 654 and encodes 209 amino acids. The record is from RefSeq and is a predicted model, not a curated record. The transcript has 2 exons. NCBI's taxonomy places the organism in Eukaryota, Metazoa, Chordata, Actinopteri, Cyprinodontiformes, Cyprinodontidae.
GGUACCAGGAGAGAACAAGGGUAUAUGGAGAGAACAAUGUUACCAGGAGAGAACAAGGGUACCAGGAGAGAACAAUGGUACCAGGAGGGAACCAGGGUACCAGGAGAGAACAAUUGUACCAGGAGAGAACCAGGGUACCAGGAGAGAACAAGGGUACCAGGAAAGAACCAGGGUACCAGGAGAGAACAAGGGUACCAGGAGAGAACAAGGGUACCAGUAGAGAACAAGGGUACCAGGAGGGAACCAGGGUACCAGGAGAGAACAAUGGUACCAGGAGAGAACCAGGGUACCAGGAGAGAACAAGGGUACCAGGAGAGAACAAGGGUACCAGGAGGGAACCAGGGUACCAGGAGAGAACAAUGGUACCAGGAGAGAACCAGGGUACCAGGAGAGAACAAGGGUACCAGGAGGGAACCAGGGUACCAGGAGAGAACAAGGGUACCAGGAGAGAACCAGGGUACCAGGAGGGAACCAGUGUACCAGGAGAGAACAAGGGUACCAGGAGAGAACAAGGGUACCAGUAGAGAACCAGGGUACCAGGAGAGAACAAGGGUACCAGGAGAGAACCAGGGUACCAGGAGAGAACCAGGGUACCAGGAGAGAAAUGUUGGGUGGGUGUCUUUUCAGCGGGAGCCUCGAUUCUGGACUGAAUAAAUGAACAUUUCUACUGAAAAGUGCAACUAUCAGAAUAACAUCCUGCUGAAAAAUUAGAAAAUCACAUCAUAACUGCAAUGGAGCCUCUCUCCACGCAGGAACGAUGAUGAUAAGUGUGACUAAAAAAAAAGUUUCAGGGAAGAUGGAACUACUUUAACUGGAGAAAUGCAUUUCUUUUAGCAUAAGUUUACUGUCCUCUAAUAUGCUGGAUUAAACAAUAAAAUGUACUUUGCCAUUCAUCUGUCUUCCUCUCCUACUCAGUUUUUACCAGCAUCUCAUCACUCAUCACCAACCCCACAUUCAUCCAGGUUAUAGAGAUUAAUACAGAUUAAUGCAGGAUUAUGAACCUGCAUUAUGUCUGCAAUAAAGAGUUGCACAGAUUAUUAGAUUAAUUCAUCCCACGACUGAACUACAGGGGAAGCUUUUAUUCUUUGCUCUCACGGUCAGAUUUACUUUAACUUACAUUUUUAAUCAUGUGAAGUAUUUAAUAUGUCUUCAGUGCAGGGAAAGUCUUUAUUUUAGCGGUGCUCUGCUUUGAAAUGAAAGAAAUGUAUCUGACUAAGUUCCAGUCUUUUCCACCCAUCUGUCUCCAACGUUUUAGUCAAAGAUGGCCGACUUGUUUAGUUGGAAAAAUAAAGAUGAUUUAAACAUUCUUUUUGAAA